GCUGAAGCGCUGGUAUACAAAUAAAACAACAAAGCGACGCUCAAAAAAUUUAUGGAAAUGAAAGCACAAUUAGAUUCCGGCUUCAAGAUUGCUCAGUCACAAAUCGAUUAAAAUAAAUGCCAAAAAUAUAACAAAUUGUUAGCCAUGUGCUCAAAGUGAGCCUUUGUGUGCGUUGGCUCUGAAGUGAAAACCGAACGCAACAAUUGCAUUGACAGUGUGUCCGAGGGGUGAUGAAUUAAAGUAUCGCUUAGUGAACGGGUUUUUCGGUCGGUUACUUGGUUAGCCUGUCGAUUGUUGUUGGCCUGCUACAUAUACAUACAUUCGGUCAGUGCAAGCAUUUCACCAACGCAAAAAAAUAACUUUAAGCCGAUUGCAAUAACAAUUUUCGAACAAGAUAACCAAAUAAAACGAAAGUUUCGGUUUGCAGGCGAGCAUCGAAAAUCGUUAAAGACUUCUUCAACGGAAUUUCGCAUAUAGUUCAAAUCGCGCUGCAACUCUAACCUGCACAACAAAUGAAUUAACAAUAACGUGGCUGCUAAAUCAACUAAUGGGCAUUAUAUAAGAAAGAUAAAGACGCGAGCGCAGAACGUGCAACAAAAUCCCAUGCUACAGCUGUUGUGGCAUGCAAGCGUUAGAGAAAAACAGAGACCGAACAAAUAACACAAUCAACCGAGCCAAGUGUAAACUCUAAUGAGAAUGUUAACCACAGCAAAUGAAGUUGCCAGGCGUCAGAGCAAAUUAAAAACAAACACGCACAGAAAGCGAAGAUGCAACCCGCUGUUGUUGUUGCUCCUGUUGCAUGCAAUUUUAAGCGACGCCACUCAGCAGAGUAGAACAACAACUUUUAGUCAGCCCCUGACAACAAUGUUGGGCGCGGCGCACAACGAUGACAACACUUUCGUCCCCAUUCUGCCGAAAGACAUCAGUCCGGAGUUCAUCUCCCGUAAUGUAUUCACCAAAGCAGGACAAUACCGUGUCUUUGAGCCUCUGGAGAGCGAAAGCGAUUUACGGCUCACUAUGGCAGUGAGGCGCAAAGACUACAUGCAAAGGGUGGAGCAGCCAAUGCAGCCAGUGCAGGCAGUGCAGCUACAAAAUGUUAAAAAGCCAAACGCAUCCACAAGAACAAUUGCCCGACAGCCUGGGCAGAGGACAACAACUAUGUCCUUAAGCACACAGCCGCCGAGUAAAUUGAAUUCCAGCUCUUCUGCAUUACACGACGAAGUUGAGAGCUUGGAGAACUUGCUAAUGGAGUAUGUUGAGCAGUUUUUCACACAUGGCAAAUAUGAACCGAUGCCAGGACUUGUACUGGCCCUGCAGCAGAAUCACUCAAAGCCAUUAAGACUUCAGCGAAGUGUUGUGGAGGAUGCGAAUGUGGAGCUCAACAUUCCUCGGGCGUUGCAAAGUGCUCGACUUUUGUUCUUUGCUGGACUCAAGAAAGUAAUGUGGCCCAUCUAUAUGGGUCUGCAGGUGCUGAAGAGUUUGCUUUUUGCCUUGUUUUUGCCCACCAUAAUUGGCAGCGUGAGUCGUCUAAUUGGCAAGGGCAUCACGACGGGCUCGGCCAGUUCGGUGCCGUUGUUUGUGCGUCCCAUGGAUCCGCCCCAGGAGUUGGACUUUAGGGACAAUAGCGUCCACUUUGAGGACGACAACAAGUUUGGCAUGGCCGAUGAUGCUAAAAAUAAUGCGGGCUAUGAAUACAAUGCAGAAGCGUCACAGCAGCAGGCUCAAUAUGCUGCCUUCAAUCCCAACUCGCUGAACUCGGCCACACUCUCCCGCUACGGAGGCCAACAAAUGCAGGAUACUUAUCUGAGCGCGCUGCAGAGCAUUGGCGCCGCCUCCUUUAAAAACUCUGGGAGUCUGUCCGCUGGAUCCUCUAAUGGAAUGGCGGCACCUGGCAUGGCCAAGAAACCAGCAUCGCCGGCGAAUAUGAAUACGUUCCAGAGUUUCCAGAAGGUGCCGAACUCGUCGCUGCUGCUCUCCAACUAUGAUCCUUUCUAUAGUCCGCUGCUCUCGCGGCUCGACUCGGUGUUUGCCCAGCUGAAACUGAAUUCGGAGAAUGAGAAUUGCAGGGAGAAACUCAUCUGUCUGAUGUACUCGAAUCCCGCAAAGUAUGCUCCUUACAGCAAUCUCGUAUCUGCACAGCUUAGUCGCGAACUUAAUGAGCUGCGGAAGCCGACCUCGGAUAACCCCGACAUUUUGCGCUUCUUCAAGUAUAUGCGUGCGGCCAAGGAUGGCCAGGAUGGCAUUGACUGCGAGGAGUUGUUUGUCAAAUGUAAGGAAUUCAAGGAUUUCGAAAAUCCCGCUAUGCUCUCCACCUACAACGACAUCAACAAAUUGGUACAAGCACGUAAAUUGGCGUAGAAACGAUGACGGAGGACGAUGCGAAAGUUCGCACAAGUCAGAAUAGGAUAGCAGAUGACACAUCAGAUGUUUGAUGUCUGCUUCUGUAAUUAUGCAUAUUUUACUUUAGCCUAGCCAUACGAAACGACUAAAUAUACAUAAAUAUAUAAAUUUAGAUGUGCGUCGGGAGCAGAGACAGGUUGUGUUUUUUUGGGGCUUUAAUUAGUGUGCUGUAAAUAGAGAGCUUUGUGUUUAAUAGUUUAGUUAGCAAGCAACAUCAUUUGCUUAUAUUUUAGCCAU
This is a messenger RNA of Drosophila grimshawi, 2637 nucleotides long. RefSeq lists its product as uncharacterized. The coding region runs from base 691 to 2358 and encodes 555 amino acids. The transcript has 6 exons. The record is from RefSeq and is a predicted model, not a curated record. Lineage: Eukaryota; Metazoa; Arthropoda; Insecta; Diptera; Drosophilidae.